GUACUACAUCAUGACAGUCAUAUACAGCCAGCUUUACACAAUAUUGCACUUAUCGUUGAAACCUGGCUCACUGACAAAUUGCUAUAUGCUGCUGAAACUAUCCCCACUUCGGAUGAGUCGCCUCAAAUUUCCCCUAUUCCUAUUUUGGAGGAAUCUCCUCAAAUUUCAGCUGAAAGUAUAAUGACAAAACUAAAAAUGUUUUUGGAAGCAUUCAACGGUCUAUCAAAAGUACAUAUAAACAUUCGAGCUGGUCAUGUUUAUUUGCUUUAUAUGACAGACGGUGAAAUUGUAAUAUCUCCAAAUCAUAAACAAUUCAUUCAAGAG
This is a messenger RNA of Racocetra persica, 324 nucleotides long. NCBI's taxonomy places the organism in Eukaryota, Fungi, Glomeromycota, Glomeromycetes, Diversisporales, Gigasporaceae. The record is from the annotation of a GenBank genome assembly.